ACGGUUGACAAAGAGAGCGUGAAGGAGAAGGAAGAAAGAUGAGAAAUGGAAGGUAUUGUUACAGAGAUGUGCUGCCAUUUACAACCUUGGUGACCAUGGAAUGCGUUACUGUAGCCGUCAAUACCUUAUUCAAAGCUGCUACACUCAGAGGGAUCAUCAGUUACCAUGUCUUCAUCGCUUACGCUUAUGCAAUUGCAGCUCUCCUUCUCCUUCCUUCACCCUUCUUCUCCCACAGAUCAAGAGUGCUACCUCCACUUAAUUUCUCCAUCAUAUGUAAAAUCUGCCUCCUUGGCCUAAUUGGAUAUACAUCUACAAUCAUGGGAUACGCAGGCAUCAAUUACAGUUCUCCAACUCUUUCUUCGGCCAUCAGCAACCUGAUCCCUGCUUUCACCUUUGUUCUUGCCAUCAUUUUCAGGAUGGAAAAAGUAGCAUUGAGAAGCUCAAGCAGUCAAGCUAAAAUCAUAGGCACCAUAGUGUCAAUAUCAGGAGCACUUGUAGUGGUUCUCUAUAAAGGUCCACCGCUCAUAUUGACUUCAUUUCUCCCCAUUUUGCUUCGUCAGCCUCUGCACUCACUGUGCUCAAAUUGGGUUAUUGGCGGCCUUUUCCUUGCAACGCAGUCUAUAUUGGUGGCAAUGUGGUACAUUGUUCUGGUGUCAAUUAUGAAGGAGUAUCCAGCAGAACUGACGGUUAUCUUCUUUUACAACUUAUCCGUUAGCAUCCUAGGUGCAAUUGUAGGUUUAAUUACAGAACCAGACUUGAAUGCUUGGAGAAUUAGACUUGAUAUAGUAUUGCUCUCUAUUAUAUGCUCGGGGAUCCUCGGAUCAUUCUUGAACAAUGCUGUCCACACAUGGGCAUUGCACUUGAAGGGGCCGGUCUACGUUGCAAUGUUCAAGCCAUUGUCAAUUGCCAUUGCGGUUGCAAUGGGCGUCAUGUUCCUCGGCGAUACUCUGUAUCUUGGAAGUGUUGCAGGAGCAACAAUAAUAUCAAUUGGGUUUUACACAGUAUUGUGGGGAAAAGCAAAGGAAGAUAUGGGUGAUGACAAUGAAAUUGGUAACUUAGAAUCGCCUUCAACCCACAAAAUCCCCCUGUUGCGUAGUUAUAAAAAUCAAGGAGCAUAGAGCAGAAAAAUGGAAGCAGGACAUAUCCGACUUCUCUAGUGGUAACAAUCUGGAUUUACUAGUUUUUGCACACAAACUGCUCUUUUGAAAGAGUCGUGAUACAGCGAUCCAAAGUCAAGAGAUAUCAGACUGCAUUUAUGUGAGGGGAACGUUAGCUGUCAUGAUGACAUCAUUUCUCAGUCACAUAAAAUAGUCGGAGAGAUCACUUUUCCUUUUCAAUUAUAAGUAUUGGUGGUUCUGCAACUAGGUUGGUAGCCUUUAGUUGUCAUAAAAGUGGAUCUCACUGGAAAUAUGUGAAAUGUGAAAUGAAGAUAGAGAGACAGUGAUGUAUAUUUAUAUCAUACUAUGAAUAAGUGAGGAUUGUUGACCUAAAGGUCAUGGAACCGCAAAGUCCUAGAUAUUGUAUAUAUCUGUACAUAUUUUUAUACACAAAACAUUGUUAUGAAUUUAGAAUCAAACAAUGUAAUCAAGCAAUGUUGGUGUUGUUUUAA
Cornus florida is the source of this 1609-nucleotide messenger RNA. Its product is annotated as WAT1-related protein At3g28050-like. The transcript is spliced from 7 exons. The record is from RefSeq and is a predicted model, not a curated record. NCBI's taxonomy places the organism in Eukaryota, Viridiplantae, Streptophyta, Magnoliopsida, Cornales, Cornaceae. Gene Ontology annotation, molecular function: transmembrane transporter activity. Gene Ontology annotation, cellular component: plasma membrane. The coding region runs from base 39 to 1118 and encodes 359 amino acids.